Molecule: messenger RNA, 7333 nt
Organism: Cryptomeria japonica (Japanese cedar)
Lineage: Eukaryota; Viridiplantae; Streptophyta; Pinopsida; Cupressales; Cupressaceae
Exons: 21
Coding region: 383-4705 (1440 amino acids)
Source: RefSeq, a predicted model, not a curated record
UUUAGUCUAAACAUUUUUGAGCGCGCAGCAAUUGAUCCUUUAUUUCUGCACUAGUGUUUGCAUUGAUAUAUUCUAUCAAAAUUUGUACUCUUCUAAUAAGCGGGCUCUGCUAUUUGAGGGAAUUUCAGAGGCUUCUGCAAUUAUCUUGGGGACGUUCUUGAAGCAGCGAGUGGGCUCUGCUAUCUUUAGCGCCGUUUUCAGUGGAUUUUACAAUUAUCUGGGGUGUGUUGUUGAAGAGGAAAUAUUACUACUGUUUUAUCUGGCAUAUCGGUUUCCCUGUGCAGUGAAGGUCUACUGGAAGGAUAUUAGUGUUGUUUAGGCUGCAUUAUUCCAGAUCCUGUAGUUUGUGCAUGCUGCAAGUCUAAGCAGGACAACAUCACAGAUGGCAAUUGUAGAUUAUCACAGCCUUCCCCGGAAAGAGCUUCAAAAUCUGUGUAAGAAAAAUGGAAUACCUGCAAAUAAAACAAAUUCCUCUAUGGCAGAUGCUCUUACUUCGAUCUUGAAGGUUGAUUAUCACAACCUUCCUCGGAAAGAGCUUCAAAAUCUGUGUAAGAAACAUGGAAUACCGGCAAAUAAAACAAAUUCCUUUAUGGCAGAUGCUCUUACUUCAAUCUUGAAGGUGGAUAAGCACGAGGUUGAUUAUUCCAGCCUUCCCCGAAAAGAGCUUCAAAAUCUGUGUAAGAAACAUGGAAUACCUGCAAAUAAAACAAAUUCCUUUAUGGCAGAUGCUCUUACUUCAAUCUUGAAGGUUGAUAAGACAAAUGUGUUUGGCUCAGCAACUACUAAAACCUUACCUCAGGAUGUUGGGAACAAAUCCAUUUCUUCUAUAUUAAAAAUACACAAUAAUAGGGAAGAUUUCACUGCAUCAAAAUUUUCUUAUGGAAGUACAUUUUCCUCUUUGGAAAUUCAAUCUCAAAGAAAAGAACCGAUGGAAGAUGCUAUGCCUUCAAUAGUGGAUACCUAUACUGAAGAGUUCACUGGAGAAAAUCCAAAGACAGAAACUGCAGCAAUUGAUAACAUUAAUAUGUCUGAGACAUCUGAAGCAGAAAAAGUUCUAUUGUAUAUCGCAUCAUUGGGUACUGAUGAUCGGAAAGAACUUUACCAUCAUGGUAAUCAGCAAAUUGCACCUGGUCCAGACACUCCUGUAGCCCUUUAUGAGGAUGCGUUGGAGGAGCUUUGUCAACAGGCUAAAUUUGUUACAAAAACUGCCUAUUCUAUAGAUGAACCUGCCAGUCCACAUGCUUUUGUUGAAGCAGUAUCUGCAAUGACUCCUAUCAAAGAUGGAUGUCAAGAUGUUGAAAUGUUGGAUCAAGAGUUGCACUAUUAUAAUAGCGAAAGCCCCGAAAACAAAGCAGACAAUGAACACAAUUUUCGUCUUGUAGAGGUUAACUGCAAAUCUGAAAAUUCUUGGCCAAUAAAGAGAACACCAUCGAAAGUACCAAAUUUCUCUAUUAAGCUGGGCACACCAGAAAAAGAAGUGUUGCUUGCCAAGUAUCAUCCUAACACAAAAACCGCCUAUUCUAUAGAUGAACCUGCCAUUCCACAUGCUUUUGUUGAAGCAGUAUCUGCAAUGACUACCAUCAAAGAUGGAUGUCAAGAUGUUGAAAUGUUGGAUCAAGAGUUACAGUAUUAUUCUACUGGAAGACCCCAAAACAAAGAAGACAAUGAACACAAUUUUCGUCUUGCAGAGGACUUUCAGAAUAGUGACAAGAAAGUUGAGAGUGUGUCACAGGUAAAUUUUCCCCAUGAUUCUCAUAAGCAAAUGCACAAGAAAAGCCUGUUGCUAGAUUUACAAGCUGAAAAGAGUAGAAGAAUUUCAAGGUACAAGGAUGACUAUAAGAAGUGUCCAUUUACUAAAUGUUUACGAGGCAUGAACAAUUUAGCAAGAGCUGCUACCUUGCGAGCAGACAUCCUAGCCAGAAGAAGGGGAUUACCUGUUGUGGGAAAUAGUUCUGCUUAUUCACAGUCUACUUCUGCACUUCAUAAUCUUCCUUACCAGAGCCAAAAUGUACAAGGGAACAUAUCCAUUUCUUCUAUAUUAAAAAUACACAAUAAUAGGGAAGAUUUCACUGCAUCAAAAUUUCCUUAUGGAAGUACAUUUUUCUCUUUGGAAAUUCAAUCUCAAAGAAAAGAACCGAUUGAGGAAGAUGCUAUCUCUUCAACAGUGGAUACCUAUACUGAAGAGUUCACUGGAGGAAAUCCAAAGACAGAAACUGCAGCAGUUGACAACAGUAAUACAACUAAGACAUCUGAAGUUGAAAACGUUCUAUUGUAUAUUGAAUCAUUAGGUAGUGAAGAUUGGAAAGAACUUUACCAUCAUGCUAAUCAGCAAAUUGAACCUGGUCCAGAUACUCCUAUAGCCCUUUAUGAGGAUGCAUUGGAGGAGCUUUGCCAACAGGCUAAAUUUGUUACAAAAACUGCCAAUUCUAUAGAUGAACCUGCCAGUUCACAUGCUUUUGUUGAAGCAGUAUCUGCAAUGACUCCUAUCAAAGAUGGAUUUCAGGAUGUUGAAAUGUUGGAUCAAGAGUUGCACUAUUAUUCUAGUGAAAGCCCCAAAAACAAAGCAGACAAUGAACACAAUUUUUGUCUUGCAGAGGUUAACUGCUCAUCUGAAAAUUCUUGGCCAAUAAAGACAACACCAUCAAAAGUAACAAGUUUCUCUAUUAAGCUGGGCACACCAGAAAAAGAAGUGUCGCUUGCCAAGUAUCAUUCUACAACAAAAACUGCCUAUUCUAUAGAUGAACCUGCCAUUCCACAUGCUUUUGUUGAAGUAGUAUCUGCAAUGAUUAACAUCAAAGAUGGAUGUCAAGAUGUUGAAAUGUUGGAUCAGGGGUUACACUAUUAUUCUACCGAAAGCCCCCAAAACAAAGAAGACAACGAACACAAUUUUCGUUUUGCACAGGACUAUCAAAAUAGUGACAAGAAAGUUGAGAGUGUGUCACAGAUAAAUUGUCUCCAUGAUUCUCAUAAGCAAGUGCACAAGAAAAGCCUGUUGCAAGAUUUACAAGCUGAAGAGAGUAGAAGAAUUUCAAGGCACAAGGAUGACUAUAAGAGGUUUCCAUUUACUAAAUGUUUACGAGGCAUGCACAAUUUAGCAAGAGCUGCUACCUUACGAGCAGACAUCUUAGCCAGAAGAAGGGGAUUACCUGUUGUGGGAAAUAGUUCUGCUUAUUCACAGUCUACUUCUACAUUUCAUAAUCUUCCUUACCAGAGCCAAAAUGUACAAGGGAACAAAUCUAUUUCCUCUAAGACAACUCAGACAUCUGAAGCAAAAAACGUUCUAUUGCAUAUUGCAUCAUUGAGUGCUGACGAUCGGAAAGAGCUUUAUCAUCAUGCUAAUCAGCAAACUGAACCUGGUCGAGACACUCGUAUAGCUCUUUAUGAGGAUGUGUUGGGGGAGCUUUGCCAACAGGUGAAUGAUAGGCUGGACAAUGAUACCAAAAUAUAUACUCAUGACGAGCAAACAACAAUUAAUGUGCAAAGAGUGGAUCAUUGGGGUCAGGAAGAGCUUUGUCAACAGGCUAAGUUUGUUACUAGAAUUGGUGAUGAAUAUUCACUGGGUAGCACAUCCACUUCCUCUCUUUGUGAAGAUGUGAAUGAUAGGCUGGGCCACGAUAAUGAAAUAUACACUAAUGAUGAGCAGACAACAGUUGAUAUGCAAAGAUUGGAUCAUUUGGGUCAGGAAAAACAUUGUCAACAGAGUAAAGUUGUUACCAGAAAUGCUGAUGAGGAAUCCUUACAUUGCACACCCAGCCUUUCUACUUGUUCAGUAGUGAAUGCAGGUGACACCCAUGAAGAUAAGUUUUCUCCUGGUCAUGAGGAGAGGUCAAUUCAUGUUGAAGGAGUAGAUCUUUUGUCUCAGGAGAAAGAAAUAUACAUGAGAGAUCAGGAAGAAAAUGAUAUUGAUCCAACACUAUUAUUAUCUUGUGAAAGGCUGAAAAAUCACAUUGACACGGAUAAGAAUAGCCAGAGGCACAUAGAGACGGAUGACAAAAAAGAUUUGUUUGCAAUGGAAAUGGUUAUAGAUGAUGAAAUAGUGAAACAUGAUCAAUUAUGGAACCAACCACCAUUUUGUAGAGGAAAUGUGGAGGAAAUUGACAUUGAUGACAGAAAGAAUUUGUUUGAAAAGGAAAUGGCUGUAGAUGAUGAAACAGUGAAACACGAUCAACCAUGCAACCAACCACCAUCUUGCAGAGGAAAUGAUGAAGUUAAGGAAAGUAUGGUCAAGAUUCAGACAAAUCAGCUUUUUGUCUGCCACGUUAAUGGGAUUAAGCAAUUUGUUGACCUUGAAAAUUCUAGUUCAUCACAAUGGAUGAAAACCAAUAAAUGUGAGCUUUCUGAGUUAAAACCAGCAAGCUGUAAAACCAUCAGCAAAGUUGAUGUGACAGCAGAAAGCAGGAAAAUUAAGUCAGAUACGAUCACUGAUUUUCAGCUACUGAGUUCAGAUUUUGAGAGGUUUUCAGAUCAAAAUCCAACUACAUGCUCUUCAAAAUUCCUUGGAAGCCAGAAUUUUGGUUCCAUGUUGCCCAUUACUAAGAAAUUAAAUGUCUGUAGGGAGCUGAGACGCACCUCCUCAUUACUUAUACCUCCACAUGGUGCAAAUAGAGGCUUAUAUCCUUUAAUGACUAAGAAAUCAAGCAGGCUCUCAUAUACUUUCAUGUCUCAAAAGAAUACAAUAAAUGAAUUUUGCCGAGAAGGUUCCUAAUUACAGGAACAACACAGAUUAUUUGUUAAAGUUAAAUUUGAUCAAGUCUUGCAUAUUAGAGAGUGAAUAGUGAAUAUGGACCUACUGAAAAGGUCAGAGAUAGUCAAACAAGACACCAGGGACAAUUAAAGACCCCUCUGAGAGGGAAGUUUAAAGAAAAAGCAGUGGAAGUUGCCAAGACACAGGUAACUUACUAGAUUUAAAUUGGAUCAACUCUUAAAUAUUGGAGACUGAAGAUGGAUAUAUUAAAAGCUUGGAAGGCAGAAAUGACACCAGAACAGUUUAUGACUUCUUUGAGAGGGAAUUCUAAAGAAAAGGCAAUGAAAUUUGCUAAGAAAAUGGCCUUUGUUCAAUGUAAUGAGACCUUAAAUUCGAAAAGGGGAAUCACCACAGUUAAUUAGCUCCGUUUCAAAGGGAAUUACUGCAGCUUUUGGCUUUUUCUCUUCUAACAGCAGUAGCAGUGAUUGAAAACUGUGUUGCCAAUUUUACGUGUUUGGAUCUUUUAUAGAUGUGAGCCUUCCUGGACUGGCUUUCCAAUUUUGAGAAAUUAUCUUACUGUCAUUGAUUGCAACUUCUGCGAUAGCUCUCUUGAGAUUGCAGAGUAUGCUAUAAGAGAUAUCAGAAAAUACAGAAAACUGCAAGAUGGGAUUCGCUAGACUUCCAAGCGUACAAAGCAGAGGAAAGUGAAAGUCAGAGGAAAGUGAAAGUAUUCUGUGGUAGAAUAGUGGUGUUUAAUGUGCGUGGAUAACACACCCAACACUUGAAGGUGAGCCUUCCUGGAAUGGCUUUCCAAUUUUGAGAAAUUAUCUUACUGUCAUUGAUUGCAACUUCUGCGAUAGCUCUCUUGAGAUUGCAGAGUAUGCUAUAAGAGAUAUCAGAAAAUACAGAAAACUGCAAGAUGAGAUUCGCUAGACUUCCAAGCGUACAAAGCAGAGGAAAGUGAAAGUCAGAGGAAAUUGAAAGUAUUCUGUGGUAGAAUAGUGUUUAAUGUGCGUGGAUAACACACCCAACACUUGAAGGUAUAGAGAUCUCAGAAGCAAAGCAUGGUGAAGAGAGCGUGGCAUAGAAUCUGAACUUCUUUAGUGAACAGCAAUAAAAACAUUCAAUAUUUAUUGUUGCUCCGCACCCAUGAAGGAGAAGCAACAUAUAAUUGUGACUUGUGCUCAACAUUUUCUAUUGUUUUCAUUAGAUUAAACAGGUCUCUGUUGGAUUUGGUCACUUUGGUCACUUUUAGUUUUAAACUGUGUCAGAAAUAGUUUCAUCGUCAACCUUUGGUUCAUAUUACAUGAUCCGUCAUUAGAUUGAAAUAAAUAGAGGGAGACCAGAAUUGCAAGGAUAGCUGCAUAUUCGUGAAAAUAAAUAGAGGCAGGGUGGAAUAUUCUAGGACUUAGAAUAUAGAAAAGGGAGGAUGAGAGAAAAACUCAAAACUCAAAACAAAAAUAAAUAACAAUUAGAAUGAAUAAAUUAUAUAACUAUGUAUAUAUAUUAUUAUAUUAUAUAUAAAAACUUUUAUAUUAGGCACUUAAGUAGUAUAUUAUAUUGUUGGCUUCACGGUCAAGAGAAACUUGAGAGUUCCAUACGCAGUUAAAUAAUAUAUCACCCUGCAUCUCUUUCACCAAAGAAAUAGAAACCAAUAAUGAACUCCCCUUCCUCAACAGUUUACUUAUGAAAAAAGAUGACAUCUCCUUAGCUCAUCGGGUUUUUUUGUAAGGCGACCCAUAUUGACCUCUACCUUAACUCUUCCUCUCACCACCACCCAGCUCAAAAAACUAGGGUCCUCAAAUCCUUGGCCUCGAGCCUUUUUGCUUUGUGAUGAUGAAAAUAUUGAUGAAGAAAUCACUCAUCUUACCCAAGUCUUUAAAUUAAAUGGCUACAAAACUAAGCACAUUGCUAGAGCCGCUAAACAUGCCAAGUCUUGGGCCUCCACCAAGCGUGGAGUUGUCUCCUCCUCUUCCCCUUGCCCCUUACCUACUACCUCUCUCCCUUAUGUUGAAGGCCUAUCCAACAAGAUAUGUAGAAUAGUACAUUGGUGAAAUUGGUUGCUCUAUUGAAACCAGAACCAAAGAGCAUUGUGGGGACAUCAGACAUGAGCGAGUCCUAAAAUCUGCCUUGGUGGAAACACUGCACGAAGACCAAACACCACAUCCCCCUGGAGGAGACUCAAAUUUUGAUCAAGGAAAAUAACUAUUUUAAGAGAAAACUCAAGGAGGCUAUUGAAAUUGCUAGCCACCCUUCUAACCUUAAUCGAGAUAGUUGUUGGAAUCUUAGCUACACCUGGCAACACAUUUAGACCUCCUCAAUAACCAGUGUACCCACAACCUUCUCAAUCAACCCCCAACUUGAUCCCCUUCCAAUCCCUCCUCUCCCCCUUGCCCCUUCGUCUUCUCUGUCCUUUUUUUUCUCUUCUCACCCCAAACUCCUUGUUCCUUUUUUCUUCAUGCCCUUGCUUUGUUUGUUUCUUCCUUUCAUUGGCUUCUACCCUUUUCUUGAGGUUCUCUUAUUUACGGUCUCAAUUUUCUCUGUUUAUUCAUAUUUUAACAUUUAUUUUUUAGAUUGUAUUUUUGCUUAUUUAUGAACUAUUUGUUUUUUCUCAUUUGUGUGUUUUUAUAUAUUUAGUAAAUAAAGGUA